Messenger RNA from Branchiostoma floridae (Florida lancelet), 3476 nucleotides. RefSeq lists its product as uncharacterized. Gene Ontology annotation, molecular function: [protein-PII] uridylyltransferase activity; protein binding. The record is from RefSeq and is a predicted model, not a curated record. Bases 117 to 3476 code for a protein of 1119 amino acids. Gene Ontology annotation, cellular component: extracellular region. Gene Ontology annotation, biological process: proteolysis. The transcript is spliced from 8 exons. Lineage: Eukaryota; Metazoa; Chordata; Leptocardii; Amphioxiformes; Branchiostomatidae.
CUCACAGAAGGAACUCUGAAAGCUGGCCUCCCAAACAUCGAUAGCAAAGAAGAAUAACUGCACAGCACAUACAAAGAACACCUACAGAACAGCAGUAGUGCCCUGAAGACGUGGACAUGGCAGAACAGCUGCAGGAGGGCUGCGGGGCCCUGCAGGUAGGAGACCUGGACACGGAAGAAAAGCUGCAGGAAGGCUGCAGGGCCCUGCAGGUAGGAGACCUGGACACAGCAGAACAGCUGCAGGAAGGCUGCAGGGCCCUGCAGGUAGGAGACCUGGAUACGGAAGAAAAGCUGCAGGAAGGCUGCAGGGCCCUGCAGGUAGGAGACCUGGACACGGAAGAAAAGCUGCAGGAAGGCUGCAGGGCCCUGCAGGUAGGAGACCUGGACACAGCAGAACAGCUGCAGGAAGGCUGCAGGGCCCUGCAGGUAGGAGACCUGGACACAGCAGAACAGCUGCAGGAGGGCUGCGGGGCCCUGCAGGUAGGAGACCUGGACACGGAAGAAAAGCUGCAGGAGGGCUGCAGGGCCCUGCAGUCAGUGGAACUGCAGACUGAAGGUCAACUGCAGGAGGGCUGCAGAGCCCUGCAGACAGGAGACCUGGACACGGCAGAACAGAACUUUGCAGCGGCGCUCAAGUCUGUUCAUGGGAAAGAGGCAAGCAAAGAGGUGGAGCUACUACUAAAGUUAAGUGAUGUCUACCUGAAGAGAGGAGUGCUAUCAAAAGACGGCGAUGAUUUCACCAAGGCAGCAGCGCUCUGUAACGCAGCACUGGUAAGAUCCAAAUUGGAAUACCGAGGCGACAUAAAACAAACAAUCCAGUUGAUAACCCAAUCAUUCGUCAAGCACGUCCUGGGUAUCACACAGACAGUAGGUUUAGAUGACGUAGACAAACACAAAAAGAUAAUGAAGGAUGAUAGACAUCAAAUAGCAAAAGAGAUCGAAGACAUUGAACAACAGGCCGAUCCUUACAGCCUUGAUGAUGACGACCCAAAUAUCACAGAAGUGGAGAAGAGGAGAGUGGAAGCAGUCAAGGUAUUGUUUCAGACAAUACUAGAUCAGCGAAGAAUGUUUAUAACAGGCCUUAUAGAUGAAUGCAUGGAGGUAAUGGGCCACCCUCCCUGUAAGUACGCCAUGAUAGGCUUGGGUUCGCAAGCCACAGGUCUAGUAACACCGUACUCUGACUUGGAAUUUGCUCUUUUGAUAGAGAAGGAAACAGAAAAUAAUGUCACCUACUUCCGUAACCUCACUCACUACCUGCAUCUCAAAGUAAUCAAUCUGGGAGAAACCAUUCUUCCUGCCAUGGGGAUUAAGUCUCUUAAUGAUUUUCACUCAGACGAUCCACUGGACAACUGGUACUAUGAUUCUGUAACACCGCGCGGGUUUUCGUUCGAUGGAGCCAUGCCACAUGCAUGCAAGACUCCGUUAGGCAGGGGUAAAACGUGUGAACUUAUCCGUACACCCAGUAACAUGGUAAAACUUCUGGAUGACAAUAUAGCUUUCUAUCUGAAGAAAGGCUACCAUCUUGCAAGUGUCUUGGGGAAUGUUUCUUUAAUCGUAGGACAGCAAGAGUUGGUCAAUGAAUAUCAGACUUUGUGGACUAAGCUGUUGCGUGAAGACAAUCGAAAAAUCUCCACCCUACUCGCAAAUGCCAUAAGUACAGAGAAUUUCCCAACGUUUGAACGAAAUGUUCUGAGUGCCAGUCUGUUUGAUGUUAAGAAAGAAAUCUAUCGAUUUUCAAGCAUUACUAUUUCAUGUUGGGCACUGCUUUACGAAAUACAACCGACGACAAUCUGGGAGACAAUUGCAAAGAUGCACAAGAAUGGUGCCAUUAACAAGGAGAACGCGCAUCACUUGAUGGUGAUGGUCAGCAUCUCAGCAGAACUGAGGCUGCGGACAUACAUGAACAAUCACGGCCAAGUGGAAAAUAUGUCAGCAUUAUCGUCCAUGCCGACAGAAACAGAUCUAGGGGAAAAAUUAAGUAAAGUGUUUUACAUCUCGAAUGCAAAACAGCUCAUGAGAUACUAUUACACAGCAACACCUUUGAAGCGCUUUGUCUCAAAGAUGAUGGAGUCCCCAGUAGAUGCUUUAAAACUUUUUGACAAUUCUUUGCAACUAAAAUCACAUGUGUACGAUAGACUGUGUGAUUACUCUAACUCGAAGGCAUGUUUGGAAGAGCUUCUGGAGAACUAUCAUUCCCGAUAUGGUCAAGCUUUCAUACAUCCUGACAUUGCCCAAACACUUGCCAAAUUAGGUAUAGCAUGUCACAACAUUGGCGAUCACAACAAUGCCGCCAGCUAUCACGAACAGUCACUACAAAUGAUGCUGACUAUCUUUGGUGAGAACACUGCACAUCCCAAAAUCACCCGGUCACUAGGCCUCAUGGGCAACGCCUGGAUGCGCCUUGGCGAUCAUAAAAAGGCCGUCAGUUUUUACGAACAGUCACUACAGAUGUGGCGGACUAUAUAUGGUGAGACUAGUCCACAUCCUGAUAUCGCCUUGUCUCUAGGCAACUUGGGCAACGCCUGUAGGGCCCUUGGAGAUCACAAAAAGGCCGUCAGCUAUCAGGAACAGUCACUACAGAUGAUGCGGUCUAUCUAUGGUAAAAACACAGCACAUCCUGAUAUCGCCUCGUCACUAAAUAACUUGGGUGUCGCCUGGAGUGACCUUGGUAAUCACAAAAAGACCGUCGGCUAUCACGAGCAGUCACUACAGAUGAGAUGGACUAUCUAUGGUAAGAACACUGCACAUCCUGAUAUUGCCUAUUCACUAGUCAACUUGGCUGGCUACCUGUGGUAUUUACAUAAUGAGUCUGUUGGCUAUAGAAGCAAGGCCAUCGGGUCCAGUAAACAUUUUAGCCGCGACAUGGCGGGUUCGUGCAGGCAUUUGUGUGCCAUUUUGGCUCUCUGCAUCUUUGUCCAGACUUGUGGCCAGCAGACGUCAUGUGGAGCUGCAAAUAAGACAGAUGCAGUCGCUAUUGUUUACGUCUUUAAUCAGCAGAACUGGGUGGAUCGUCUUCAAGAAGUUGAAGGUAAAAUGAAGCUGGAACGUACAAACGACAUCGUCUCCCUCGCCAAAGAAACAUGCGGAUUAUCAGAGUUUCGCCACUUUCCCCGGACUGAUUGUUGGGGUCCAGGUUCAGACAUAUCCAGUCCUCCUGGUGUCACCCUCCAGGGCUGUGCGGAGGCUUGUUGUGCCGACUCGACAUGCCUGUCGUUUCAGUACAACAUAGUCAACCAAUGCUAUUUGAAAAGCAGGCUCUGUUCAGAUGAGGAGAAAACGUUUUCAUCGGAUGGCAACAUUUACGAUCGGAUUCAAAUACCAGACAUUGACGCCUGCUUAGCUAACCCGUGUGACGCCAACGCUACUUGCAAAGAUAAUCCCGCUCCUGCCAUGGACGCGACUUGUACCUGUAGCACUGGAUAUAGAGGAGAUGGUCUCGUCAGUAAAACUGGAUGUUCAGGCAAGUUUGAUCCUUAA